Messenger RNA from Lindgomyces ingoldianus, 1442 nucleotides. RefSeq names its product 3-oxo-5-alpha-steroid 4-dehydrogenase. Gene Ontology annotation, biological process: steroid metabolic process. Lineage: Eukaryota; Fungi; Ascomycota; Dothideomycetes; Pleosporales; Lindgomycetaceae. Gene Ontology annotation, molecular function: 3-oxo-5-alpha-steroid 4-dehydrogenase activity. Bases 423 to 1286 code for a protein of 287 amino acids. The transcript is spliced from 3 exons. Gene Ontology annotation, cellular component: membrane. The record is from RefSeq and is a predicted model, not a curated record.
CUGGACAAAAUUCAAGAUCCCAGUAUUUAGAUUUAAAACCAAUCAAAUUAGCUGGGUGAGGCAAGUUCUCUCUGUGUGAUUUUCGAAGCCUGGUUGAUCCUUGCAGUGCUGCAAAAUACAAGUCCCCUUCACUUUCCAUCUGCAUUCAUCGCAGAGCCCGUGCCAACAAUGUUGCCAAGCAUCCUUCAAUCACCAAGCAUGGACUCUUCAUACAUCACGGAAUAAAGAAACGAUUUGAUUGACUUUUUGAGGCGGCGUUCAAGCAAGAAGCAACCAAUGUAAAUGUCGAUACGGCUUGGCACCAUUAUGACCUCACGACUUUGCUUCGAGGAGCAAGGACCAGCAAUAAACAUCGCCCACCACCUACAUCAGCACGCCUCCUACUCGAGUUUCACGCGCUACGGAAAUCCGGAGCUGUGACCAUGGCGAUAGUACAGAAUUGGUUACCUCCGUCCCGCGAAAACUGGGAGCUCGUAUGCUACAUCUGGCAGUUUUUCCCUGUGAUUACAGCGUUUCAAUGGCUACUCGACUGGUAUCCCCAGGGCAAGACGUCGACCAACUUCCGCUUCAACAUUCCAGGCGCCAUUGGAUGGGCCACAAUGGAAUCUGCAGGCUUUCUAACGCUGGUCUACAUCAUGAACGCGCUACCUAAAGAGCUGGGGAUUGAAGAGCUCCCAUGGGGCAAUUGGACUAUGGCCGGUUGCUUCGUUAUCCACUACACCUACCGUGCCGUUCUAUCUCCGCUGUUUCUUAACCCCAGCAUGUCGCCCAUACAUCCUCUUGUUUGGACCCUGGCAUUUCUGUUCCAAAUAUUUAAUUCGACGGCGAUUGGGGGCUGGCUCGCCGGAUACGGCCCAACAACUGUGCACGACUGGGCAGGGCGAUUUUGGGUCAUGGAGAUAGGACUGGUACUCUGGGCUUGGGGCCUUUUGGGCAACAUAUUCCACGAUGACGAUCUGCGCGAGAUCCGAAGGGCAGCCGAUCGCCAACAGAGGCAGGAAGCCGAGAAGCUCGGGAAGCCGCCCAAGAGCGUGCACAAGGUGUACAUGAUCCCGAAGAACGGGCUAUUUAAAUACGUGCUGUAUGCGCACUACCUCUGCGAAUGGAUCGAAUGGGCGGGCUUCUGGAUGGUAGGUGGGUGGCAUUGCGGCCCUGCCAGGAUGUUCUUGGUGAACGAGAUUGCCACAAUGCUCCCAAGAGCGCUUCAGGGCAAGAGAUGGUAUAUACAGAGGUUUGGUAAGGAGAAGGUUGGCAAUAGGAAGGCCAUCAUACCCGGCCUGGUGUAACGGCUGCGCGGACGAGUGUUGUUGCAGUACAACAAACCGUAUAACCACUGCUCAGUCAUCACACCGCCUUGCGCUGCCAUUGUAUAUACGCCGUUUCUAUGUAUCAGGAAUGUCUAAUAACCCUCCUCAGGCGAGCCGAAGGAGAGACAGCGGCGC